GUAGCUUGAUAGAAUUUUGACGUAAUGUCUGUGCGGAAAUGGUAGGGUGUGCUUUGCGUUUAGUGAAUAUGCGUGUGAAAGUGUCAUUUCUCGCGGAAGUGGGUGAAGAUUGCGUUUUUGUAUGUGUAAUGUAACGACACAUCUGACAUAAUGUAUUUCUAUUUACUCCUCGCUGGAACAGCCGUAGUGAAUAAUAUGUAUGUUAAUUAAAGUGCUGAAUGUAAAUGACAGUGAAAUAUGUCCAUCCCAGGGGGGAGUAAAAGAAGUGGUGCUAUGAAAAUUCGUUUGACAAUACUGUGCGCACGAAAUUUGGCCAAAAAGGAUUUGUUCCGCCUUCCCGAUCCAUUCGCAAAGAUCAGCGUCGAUGGCUCGGGUCAGUGUCAUAAAACAGACACAUGUAAAGCCACUCUUGACCCUAAGUGGAAUCAGCAUUAUGAUUUGUAUAUUGGAAAGGAUGAUGGUAUUACUAUAAGUGUAUGGAACCACAGAAAAAUUCACAAAAAACAAGGAGCUGGAUUCCUAGGUGGUGUGAGAAUUGUAUCAAAUACAAUUCAGAGGCUGAAAGACACUGGCUAUCAGCGCUUGGAUUUGUGCAAGUUAAGCUUAGACAGUCCCGAUCCAGUGAAAGGUCAAAUUGUAGUUUCUUUGCUCUCCCGUGAUGGCCACAGUGGUGUCGCAGGUGGUGGCCACAACGCUGUUGUGGAUCCUCUGGGAGACCUCAGUUGCCCAGAGGACCUCCCCGAGGGAUGGGAAGAGCGAAGAACUUCUGACGGUUGGCUUUAUUACGUAAAUCAUCACACCAAAACUACUCAGUGGUUUAGGCCAACAAGGCCGCAAUAUACAAGUAUUAUUCCGAGACAUGUCCUUUCAAGACCUUCGCGUGAGAAUGGUCCUGUUGGCUCAAACGUUACACAGCCUACUUCUCCAACAAGUGGAUUAGCCCAUCCAAAUUCUUCAAGUGAUGGUGGGUCUGUCAGCCCAGAUGUUACACAGCCUACUUCUCCAACAAGUGGAUUAGCCCAUCUAAAUUCUUCAACUGAGGGUGGACCCGUCAGCCCAGAUGUUACGCAGCCAGCUUCUCCAAUAAGUGGAUUAGUCCAUCUAAAUACUUCAAGUUCCAAUACCAGUUCACCUAUUACUGGUACCGUUGAACAACAAUUGUCAGCAGGAUCCAAUUCUGGCAGUCCAGUAAACCAGACACCAAGCCAGAAUCAAUCAGGGAACAGGGAGCAGAAUGGCAUCUUCCCUCUUCGAGGAACUGCUGCAUCACGCAGGCCAUUGGUUCCAGCAAUAACAGGCUUUCAACCAAACAAAACAGUGAGUGAAGCUGAAAAUCGGCCUUCAAGAACAGAGCUGCCGGCUGCUGGCAGUAGACGUGAACGUGAAAAUUCUUCAGGCAGUCAGGCUCAAGCAGCUGCUCAUCGUCGACGAUCUGCACGGCAGAGAAAUUCAUUGAUGUUGCAACAGGCUGGUCGUGGUUCUCACAAUAUUAGUCAGCCGGGAGACUUGCCACCAGGAUAUGAAUUACGAACAACGCAGCAAGGGCAGGUGUAUUUCUACCAUGUUCCAUCUGGAAUAAGUACAUGGCAUGACCCACGCAUUCCACGAGACCUGACUGUAAGCUCAGAUCUCGGUCCUUUACCACCAGGAUGGGAAAUGAGGCAAACUAGUUCUGGACGUAUUUAUUUUGUAGAUCACAAUAACCGCACCACUCAGUUCACUGAUCCACGGCUGUCUGGUGCAGUAAUCUCAAAUCUCAUUAAGAAACAAAGCUCAAGCACUUCACCAACCCAUGGCGCAACAAGCAGCUCAAAUUCCAAUUCGAGCAGUGGACGGGUAGAUCCCGUGGGGAGGGAAGAUUCACCUUCUGGGUCAUCUCGCCAGCCUUCUCUGUCCCCUACAAGCAGUGGAAGUAGCACAACAAUGAACAGUGAAGCAAGAACUUCGGGAGAAGGAAGUAGCAAUAGUGCAACGGAACCUGCUGCCGGUACUGAUGGAAGUGCAAAUAAUAGUGAUAAUAGAAAUUCAGCUUCAGUGUGUGUGUCACUAAAUGUACGAAGUGGAGAACUGCCAAGGGAACUGUUGGACAGUGAAUUGUUGCCAAAGUACAAACGAGAUUUGGUUACGAAGCACAAAUCUUUAAGAACUGAACUGCAAGCACUUCAACCACAAAGUGGUCACUGCCGUUUAGAGGUGUCACGGACAGAAAUAUUUGAGGAGUCAUAUAGACUAGUGAUGAAAAUGAGACCAAAGGAUAUGCGCAAACGCCUAAUGGUUAAAUUCAGAGGAGAAGAAGGUUUAGAUUAUGGAGGUGUUGCUCGUGAGUGGCUGUACCUUCUGUCACAUGAAAUGCUGAAUCCUCAGUACGGUCUUUUCCAGUAUUCACGUGAAGAUAAUUACACUUUGCAGAUCAAUCCUGAUAGCAGCAUUAAUCCUGAGCAUUUAUCAUAUUUUCACUUUGUGGGCCGUGUAAUUGGGAUAGCUGUUUUCCAUGGUCAUUACAUUGAUGGAGGCUUUACAAUGCCAUUUUAUAAGAUGUUGCUUAAUAAACCUAUAACACUGGAUGAUAUUGAAGGUGUGGAUCCUGAACUGCAUAGGAGCUUAACAUGGAUGCUGGAAAACAGCCUCACUGGUGUCAUUGAUACAACGUUUGCUGUGGAGCACAACAGCUUUGGAGUAUUGAAGGUGCAUGAGCUGAAACCUGGGGGAAAGGAUAUUAAUGUAACAGAAGAAAACAAACGAGAAUAUGUAAAGCUGUACGUGAACUACAGAUUUAUGAGAGGUAUUGAGCAACAGUUCCUAGCUCUACAGAAAGGUUUCACUGAAUUAAUACCCAACAAUCUUCUUAGAGCAUUUGAUGAACGUGAACUUGAAUUGAUAAUUGGCGGCCUCGGUUCUAUAGACAUUACGGAUUGGCGAAAUCACACAAGGUUAAAGCAUUGCACUCCCGAAACACCAGUUGUAAAGUGGUUUUGGCAGAUCGUUGAAGAAUACUCGGAGGAAAUGAGGGCAAGACUUUUACAGUUUGUAACAGGAAGUUCUAGGGUUCCUUUACAAGGAUUUAAAGCUUUGCAAGGUUCAACAGGUGCUGCUGGUCCAAGACUUUUUACAAUUCAUGUUAUAGAUGCACCUUUGGAAAAUCUACCAAAAGCCCAUACAUGCUUUAAUAGAAUUGACAUUCCUCCUUAUGAAUCAUAUCAGAAAAUGUUUGAAAAGCUUACUCAGGCUGUGGAAGAGACAUGUGGUUUUGCUGUUGAAUGACGUGUUGCAUAAAAUAGCUUAAUUUUAGAGGUUGAGUCGAUUUGCACUAUUUUUAGAUAAAUAGUCAAAUGUAUUGUUUGCACAUUGAUUUGCACAAAAGGCCUCACAAGUCAUUGAAGCUGCAUGACACACCUCUGAAAGAUUCAGAUAAACUGCAAAGCUUCAUUGCCGGUGAAAUGAAAUAUUUAGGAUCAUAUGGUUUUGGUAUGAUCUCUAGUUUCUUUUUAGAUACAAUUCACUUGUUGUACAGAGUUAUUUUGUUGUAUGCUGUUGUUAAAAUAUGCAUCACAUGGUGUAUUAUUGAGAUUUUUUAACCAAUUGUUAAAAACAUUGAACCUGUGUCUACUGUGUAGAUAUAAGCUAGUAUUGUUUUCAUGGUGUGAUUUAAAAUCUGCCCAUUAUAUAUGUUGCACAUUUUAUUUUUUAAAAAAAAGGUGGCAGUUGAACUGUCAGCACAAAAUUCAACCACCACAGAUAUGCACAUAUUGUGUGUUGCUUUAGUAUUUAUGUUAACAGUAACUGCCUUAUGUCAUUUGUUUAAGAUAAGGUUCUUCACAGUAUUGUUGUAAUUGUAACUAACAGGUAUUGCAAUUAUAAAUUAGAUCAGUUUUCCAGUUUGAAGUAGAUAGUGUUUUGUUGCUCCGAUUUCUCUGAUUUAACAUUGUACUCUUCUCGUGCACACAUGCUGCGACAUGACUCACAAACAGUGACGCGCUGAAAACCAGAUCUGAAUGUGCUCUUGCUUCAGUUUUACUCUCAGCAGUUCACCAUUGUAUUUUAUUAUUUCAUAUUACUGCAGAUUGCAGCAGAGAUGUCAUUCAUAUUUAUUAAAUGUUUGUAUGGCAGCAGUGGAAAUGCCUCAUGUAGCACCCUCCAGUAUAAUGUGACUUCCAUGCCUGAACUCCUGAUUUGCUAGCUUUUGGAGAACCGGGAUCAAGUUUAAUAUUAGCAUUAUUCAUUUAAAAGUAUGUUGACUGUAGAAGGAAGCAGUUCUUCACAAUGAGGUGGGAAAAUGUCAUUUAGAUCAGAUGAGAAUAAGAUCAUUGUGCAAACAAAGCCAGUAUUAUUGGUUGCAGUCCACAGAAUCCCGUGGUACUGGAGCAAAAAGUGAAACUCCAUAUUUAUUAACUGUUUGUGCACUCUUACUCUCCAAGAACUUUCCAAAAAUUUCAGUAAAAACUCUUCAUUAGGUGCUCCAUUCAUUAGACAGUUAGUUCAACAUUUUCAGACUCAAACUACCACAGAGAACAUAAAGGCCAAAUUCACCCCCGUGUGUAUACGUCGUCAUAAAAACAAGGACCAUCAUAUUCAUCUUGAACAUAGUGCUUUUUCCUAUUUCUGUUGCCCCAUUCAAUUAAAAGUCAACUGUUUCAUAUAUAUUUAAAUUAUCAGGGACAUUUUUAUUCUUUAUGUUUUGAGGAUUGAGUACCUUGCAAUACUCAUUUUUUAUGUAACUAUGUGGUAUAUCAUUUUACAGAGUUACGUAGCAUUAUUUACGGUCUCUAUAAAAAUACCUCCUUGUCACUAUUAUAAUUUGUUUCCUAGGAAACUGACAAAUAAGUUAUAGCUUUAAAAGAAAGGAAACAAGAAACAAAUUUAUUUGUAAUGUGGAUGGUAUUUGUGAUCCUGUUGCUAACAACAGUACCAAUAGAUAUGUAUUUUUGAGAAACAUGGAUGCAUUUUAGAAAAAUGUAUAAUUGUUAAAAACUAGAGAACUGUUUUAAAAACCAACUGGAAGUUGUUUCACUCCUUUUCUAUAUUUUCAUAAUACUCUGUUGAUUUAUAUACAAUUUGCAUAACAUGCUAAUUUUUGAAAUGUAAAACCAUUAUAUAAUAAUGAAAAUAUUUUUGUACACAGCUAUAAUGCCUUCAAUGUAUUGUAGCAAAAUCUACAUAUCAUUGUAUUCUCUGCAAUAGGAAAAUUUGUGUGUGCUUUGUGAGAAUGGAGGCAUUGUGCAAUAUUUUAUUGCUGUUAAAUUUGAAAUAUUUUAUACAGGCCUUAACUCAGUAGCUCAGAAGAGCAGUUGUUGAGAAAAUGUGGUUAUUGUUGCAGAAAGACAAUAAUAGAUGUAGAAAGCACUCCUUCCAAUUGGCAUUUUCCUAGAUUUUGUAUAAGAGAAGUAUUGAGAGGCAUGUUCCUUAUAACAGCAAUAGAUAAAGUACUUGGUUCCACAAGUACAUGGAAGUGUUGUUAUUUGUUGCAGAACAUAGCUUUUUUGUUAUGCUUCAUCUUUGACUACCAAAUUGCUGCAGCACUGAUGUUGCAGGAUAACUUUUUAGUAGCUAAUUUGUAAGCAUAAAUUUUCUUCCAUUUAAUUUGUUGUACAGUGACAGGCUGACUGAAAAAAAGAUAUAAUGCUGUUUACUUAUUAAUCCAGUACAGAAGACAUAACAAGAAUGUCUAGGAGUCGUUAUGAAAUGCCACUUACAUACUUUUACAGACCUACAUCUGUGCAUCAGGCAGUGUGAAGUGAAGGCUGUAUAGUAUAUCAGCAUUAUUUACAUCCCCCUGUACUACUCUUUUUUUGGAUAGAAUCCAGGAAGAAUGUGUAUGUAUAAACCCAAAUUCAUCUAAAAAUUCUACCACUAUUACAGAUUAUGUAUAUGAGAGGAAGUAAUUUGUCGUGAUCUUUAUGGAAUAUAUGCUGUUGUUGUUUAUAAAGUAACACUUUACAUGAAGCAUAAUAGUUUCCUCUUGAAAUUUGUUGAAAAUAUCUAUUAUUCUUACACUGUCAAAAAAAUUUAUUACUGCAAAUGAGAUUUAGAUUUUUUUUGUCUGUACAGAUAGGAGAUUGGGACAAGUUUUUUAUUUAUCGAAACAGUCAGUACUCUGAUUGCAAAUGGUUAUAACAUGGAAAUUCUGGGCACAUUGGUUUAGUUUCAUGAUAAAAAUAAUGAGAAGUGAUACUAAUAAAAUGCACCUUACAUUCAUUAA
This is a messenger RNA of Schistocerca serialis cubense, 6196 nucleotides long. It is a transcript of the gene Smurf, whose product is annotated as E3 ubiquitin-protein ligase SMURF2. The transcript has 15 exons. Gene Ontology annotation, molecular function: protein binding; ubiquitin protein ligase activity. Gene Ontology annotation, biological process: negative regulation of BMP signaling pathway; ubiquitin-dependent protein catabolic process. Bases 238 to 3261 code for a protein of 1007 amino acids. NCBI's taxonomy places the organism in Eukaryota, Metazoa, Arthropoda, Insecta, Orthoptera, Acrididae. The record is from RefSeq and is a predicted model, not a curated record.